Molecule: messenger RNA, 2287 nt
Organism: Wasmannia auropunctata (little fire ant)
Lineage: Eukaryota; Metazoa; Arthropoda; Insecta; Hymenoptera; Formicidae
Exons: 6
Coding region: 177-1679 (500 amino acids)
Molecular function (GO): protein binding
Source: RefSeq, a predicted model, not a curated record
GUGGCUGGCCAGGUGCGGCGAUUUAAACGAUCGGCAUCAUGGCGAUGCGCGCUCGGCCGCGGCGGGCGCCCCUUCCCGUUUUUUCGGUAUAUUUUUAGCAAUAUCGCAUAUAAAUACUCCCGUUGCGAAGAAACGUUAUUUCAACGUAACAUCGAUGAGCGGCGAUCGGAUCGAAAAUGAGCAAGGGCUGCUGGAAAUUCGACGAGGAGGACAAAGCCUUGUACAUAGAUCUGGAGGAGGAGGACACGGAGGAGGAUAAGCGGUGCAAGGAGUACAGCGCCUGGGAUCAGAUACCCGACAUCCUGCUGGAGGAGAUAUUCUCGUAUCUGACGAUACGCGAGCGUUACUAUGCGUCGCUGGUGUGCCGCUCGUGGUAUCGCGCCUUCAAGCUGCAAAACGUCUGGUCCACGUUCACCCUGGAGGACACCACCCUCACGCGGGGCAAGUUCAACUACUACAGCGGCUGGCAGUACGUCCUGGAUCACAUCAGAACGUCCACCUGCCUGAACAAGGUCGGCCGGAACUUCCGCACCCUCGUGUUCGAGCCCAUGCUGAACUUCUACAACCUCUACGAGUUCAUGAACAUGAUAUCGUGGUACGCCGAGCGGCAGGGCUCGGACAACACGUCCGUGGCCGGCGUGGGUACCUACGUGCGCCGGCUCAAGUUCACCUUUCCCUGCAACAUGGCGAACAGGGACGAUCCCGAUCGGAUCCGGGUCUUCGGCACGGGUGGCAAGCUGCUGGAGGCGCUCAAGAGGCUCAUGAGGAAUCUGCAGAAUCUCCGGUGCCUGGAGCUGAUAGAUCUGAUGCUCGAGAGCAACGAGGCGUUGCACCUGAUGGACGACAUCUGCACGAAUUGCACGCAGACUCUGUCGAAAUUGAUAUUGAUAAAUACCACGCGUUACAAUUGUCCGUUACUACACGUAGGAGUCUUCAUUAACUUAAACGUCUUAGUUAUCAGUCCCCAAAAUUUGCACGAGGACAUAAUAGAAUUAAUAGGCUACACAAAAUUAAGGCACCUGCAUAUUCUGCAGAAUCGAUAUAGUCCAAAGGACACCACCGUACGAUUGCCAAAGAGGUCGUCUUGGGUCAAAAUGAAAGUGAGCAAUCCCUAUUUGAAAGUGCACUUUGAGAUAGAGAGUUUCAAAGCCACGGAUAUCCUUCUGCCUAUGGAUUUAUUGGAACAUAGCGCCAUACCGUGUCACAGUAUAGUACUGGAUAAUCCGAACACACAAAUCUCGCCGUCCAUGGUGCUCACACACGCAGCGUUCUUCGACUCGACGAUACGGGUGUACGCUUUCAAGGGAAUAACGAGAUACUAUCUGCACAGGAGCUUCACCAAGAGAUUGGACGAGGCGUUAGUGCAAUUCUGCCGAAUGUGCCCGAACCUGCAUACACUGAUGAUCCGAGAUAAAAUAUCGACCGCUACGAUUUUAGAGAUUGUCUCGACCGCGAAAUGCUUGCGCUGCUUGUACGUUCGGCGUAACGUAGUCCUGAAGAGAUGUGAUAGAGCCUGGUCGAAAAUUCUGGACCGAUCACCCGAGUAUUAUCGUUGGAUCAAGGCAAACAGCCGUAGCUACGAGAACACGGAGAGGGAGGUGUCCAGAAUACUGGGUUAUCGAUGGCACAUGUUGUCCGAGAAAGAAUUUAAGACGCAAAUAUUAAAUUUGCAUAUAUAGGCCGCUUGUGGAGCGAUUUAUGUGUGUCACGGUAAAAAUAUAAAAUUAGCAGUUGUAUGCAUUUACUAGGAAAUUUUUAUACUAAAUUAAUAAUGUAUUAACAAAAUUAUUCAUUUUUAUUCUUUACUAAAACUUUAAAUAUAUGUAAUUACUAAUAGGAGUAUACAAUUGAUAAAUUUUGUUUUUACUGUGACACACGCAAGAACCCGCUUGUUUUUGUAAUUCUGAAAUCUUUUUAUAUAAGUAUUAAUUUAUUAUAUUUAUAUAAUGAAAUGAGGCUGUAGAUUGGUUGCCACGACUGUACGCUUAAUAUUAGUGAUAAGUCUUGUAAAUUACGUGCAAUGUUAUUUUUAUGUACCAUUGUAUUGUAAUUGUGAUUGUAAAAGUUAUUAUUGUGGAUAUAUCGAAAGAGAUUGAAAUGUACUUAAUUAAAAAGUUACGUUAUUAUAUAAUUUCGUGAUUGUUGUACGUUUUUUGUUUUUUAAAUGGAAUUGACUGUGAUCGACAUUCUUAACCGCCGAAGAUAAUGGGAUCUGCUAGACAUUUAUUGGACUGUUUCUGUGGAGAAAGAUGUAUAAUAAUAAUAAAACAGGCAAUUUUAUCGUUGA